Rhinichthys klamathensis goyatoka is the source of this 2318-nucleotide messenger RNA. It is a transcript of the gene crmp1, whose product is annotated as collapsin response mediator protein 1. Lineage: Eukaryota; Metazoa; Chordata; Actinopteri; Cypriniformes; Leuciscidae. The coding region runs from base 221 to 2254 and encodes 677 amino acids. Gene Ontology annotation, cellular component: cytosol; cytoplasm. The record is from RefSeq and is a predicted model, not a curated record. Gene Ontology annotation, molecular function: hydrolase activity, acting on carbon-nitrogen (but not peptide) bonds, in cyclic amides. The transcript is spliced from 14 exons.
UUUCGAGGAUCCAAUAUUGUCCGGACUAGCUCAUAAUAAAGCGUGUCAUUAUAGCACUGCCUGUCUGUCUGGAAAGUGCAUCGCAGCAUCAUUCGCAUUAUCAGUCUGCAAGCUGCGACCUCCGCUCCGCAUCCCCCGGCAAACUAAAGGCUGACCUGGUUUUCUGCUCUGGCGUCUCGCUUCAUCAACGUAUCAGAGCAUCAUCUCCCUUCCGCGAGUGAUGUCGGACUGUAGGCGACAGUGGAACCGGGAGGAUGAGCUCCCUGUGUACCUGGCUAAACCCUCGACUGGACACAACAAGCAUCGCAAGUCUCACGGGAUGUUCAGCUCCGUCGAGGGCGCGUAUGAUAGCAAGACUAUCGAUUUCGACCAGUACGCCGUCGGGAGGAAGGGGAACAGGAGCUCGCGGAGCAGUAGCAGGGAACGCAUCGUGGAUGGGGAUUUUGAAGCCUAUGAGAUCAGCGGGGGGUCUAUCCUCGGUUCCCGGGGCGAGAGGGACGACGGGCGUCCGGGUGCCGAAAUCACGGAUCAGGCUGGAAAGGAAUGUCAUAAUGAUGAGCAAAACAACGGGAAGAGCGAGCGGCUGCUGGUUAAAGGUGGAAGAGUGGUUAAUGAUGAUCAGUCCCUAUAUGCUGACAUUUAUGUUGAAGAUGGACUUAUUAAACAGGUUGGGGAGAACCUGAUUGUGCCGGGGGGUGUGAAGGUGAUCGAGGCUAAUGGGUGUUUGGUGAUCCCUGGAGGUAUUGAUGUGAACACCUGCCUGCAUAAGCCUUACCUGGGCUCUCCACCUGUGGAUGACUUCUAUCAGGGCACCAAAGCAGCUCUGGCAGGUGGCACCACCAUGAUCAUUGACCAUGUGACUCCACAGCCCGGCGACAGUCUACUGGAGGCCUUUGAGAAGUGGCAGGAAGCGGCUGAUAAGAAGUCCUGCUGUGAUUAUUCACUUCAUGUGGAUAUCCCACAUUGGCAUGAAGGUGUGAAGGAGGAGCUGGAACAGCUGGUACAGGACAAAGGAAUCAACUCUUUCCAAGUGUACAUGGCUUACAAAGGGUUUUUCCAAAUGUCUGACUCCCAGUUGUAUGAAUCCUUCUCAUUCCUUAAGGAGCUGGGGGCAGUGGUGCUGGUGCACGCAGAGAAUGGAGACCUGAUAGCACAGGAACAAAGCAAAAUCUUGGGAAUGGGCAUCACUGGUCCAGAGGGCCACCCACUGAGCCGUCCAGAGGAGCUGGAGGCGGAGGCUGUUUUCCGCGCCAUCACCCUUGGCAACCGAGUGAACUGCCCUGUCUACAUCACCAAAGUGAUGAGUAAGAGUGCAGCUGAGACUGUGGCCAAUGCACGGAAGAAAGGCUCUGUUGUUUUUGGUGAGCCAAUCACAGCCAGCUUGGCAACUGACGGAUCACACUAUUGGAGCAAAAACUGGGCAAAAGCGGCAGCCUAUGUGACCUCUCCUCCCCUCAGCCCUGACCAGACUACACCUGACCACCUUAACUCUCUGCUGUCCUGUGGGGAUCUGCAGGUUGUGGGCAGUGGACAUUGUGCUUACAGCACCUCUCAAAAGGCCAUAGGGAAGGACAACUUUACCCUUAUACCUGAGGGGACAAAUGGAGUGGAAGAGAGAAUGGGUUUUGUUUGGGACAAAUCUGUGGCCAUGGGGAAGAUGGAUGAAAACCAGUUUGUUGCAGUUACAAGCACUAAUGCAGCCAAAAUCUUCAACCUGUACCCCCGGAAGGGGCGGAUAGCAGUGGGUUCAGAUGCUGACAUUGUUAUCUGGGACCCCGCCAAGAUCAAGACCAUCACAGCUAAAGCGCAGCAGUCGGCUCUUGAUUAUAAUAUUUUUGAGGGGAUGGAGUGUCAUGGUGGUCCGGUGUAUGUGGUCAGUCAGGGCAGGAUUGUGUUUGAGGAAGGGAAGCUUCAGGUUCAGCAGGGGACUGGACGCUUUAUCUCCCGCAAGCCUUUCCCUGAUAUUGCCUACCAGCGCAUUCAGUACCGCAACAAGAUGAUGACCAACCAGGGAGUUUCUCGUGGGAUGUAUGAUGGUCCAGUAUAUGAUGUCCCAGCAACACCAAAAUACAUAACCCCAUCACCCUCUGCCAAGACCUCACCCACUACACACCAGCCUCCACCAAUCAGAAACUUGCAUCAGUCAAACUUCAGCCUAUCAGGGGCUCAAACCGAUGACAACAUUCCUAGGCGCUCCGGCCACCGCAUUGUAGCUCCCCCUGGUGGUCGUUCCAACAUCACUAACCUUGGUUGAGCCUUCAGCAGUGUGUGUGCGUGUGUGUGUGUGUGUGUGUGUGUGUGUGUGUGUGUGUGUGUGU